AUGGCAUCGAACGCAAACCCUUCCUUCCAGAGCAAUUUGGAAAUACUAAUCCGGAAAUUUAUUCCGAAAGAGCUGAUUCCUCCAAAUUGGAAGUGCGACAAAUUCCCAGUCAAAAAAGAACAGAAUAUUUUCAUUCUGAACAUUAAGCCUCUCUUCACCCAAGGACAGAAGCGUCUUGGAAUGUUCAAAUCCGUCAAAGACUUAAAAAAUCAUAUUUUGAGCUACUUCAAUUUCCCAAAAUCAAUGGAAUAUCUCGGAAUGAGCCCAAUCUUUCAAUUCGACUCGAUCCCACAAAAUGGCCAAACCUCUGAUGGAAAAACGGGCAUUUAUAAAAUCGAUUUGAACAAGAUCUGUCCCUUUUUGCCUGACAAGAAGAAAGAUUGGACGGCUAACCUGGCCUACCUUAUACUGAAUGACUGCUGGAAAAAAUUACUAGAUGGAGUGAGCCCCCACGAGAUGAUUGUCUGCCCACAUUCGCCGGAUUUCUCAAGAAAAUUCAUUUCGACACUUGAAAAUCCCGUUUCGUACAAAGAUUACGAAGACUUCAUUUUGCAAUGGAAAAUUCGAUGGGCAGAAAAUAAAAAUAAAAUGUCAGAAUUCAUAUUGGAGACGAUCGAGAAGCUCACUUUUGUGGAUUGCCGUUGCACAAGAGAUAAUCCUAAAGCACUAGCAGAAGCCGCUGAAUAUGUGGAAUUUGUCAUGGAUAGGGUCGCGUAUUUUGCCAGAGAAGGAGCUAUCAAUUUGCCACCACUCAACACAUUGGACAACGUGCCGAAAGCAAUCAUUCGAAAAUUCUCAGUGGGAAAUUAUAACUUUGUGAUAGCCAAUGAGUAUAUCAAAGUCUGCGAAAGUCAUAACAUUAAUGUUGGAAAAGUCAAGAAAACAAUUCGUGGGAAGCCGGAACUGACAACUAUCAAUUGCACUAAGAUAGAAGAGAUUUUGAAAACUAUGACAGUUGUUACAAUGAACAUGAAGCCAUUGUUGAUGUUUGCCCAGACACCGAUUCCUUAUGAUGGAGGACACUGUAUCCUUGCUGCGGAUGCUCUUUAUGAGCUCCUGAUGGAUAUGAUUGUGGCGAAGAGGGUGUUUUACACUAUUGGAGAGGAGAAUUGGAUCAAAAUCAAUGAGUUCUUCGAGGCAAUGGAGCUCUACUUUGAUGAGAGCGAAGAUGUCUAUCUUCUGGAUUUGCAACACGUGGAUGGUAUCAAGACAAUGUGGGAGUACUACUGUCAUCAGUUGAACCUGCACCGUUUAAAUGAGGAGCUCGAGACGAGAGCUACUAGAUUUGUGAUACGUGUCUUGAAAAAGAAACUCGAGUCCUUGGAACUGUGCUUCAAAGACAUUAUGAAGUAUGCGAAACUCAUCUAUCUCAAGUUGGCUACCGAAAGCGGGUCACCACAAUCUCAGUUGCACAGGGCAGUAAUCUAUUGUCAAAUCAACUGUCUCGCUCGGAAAGUUCCCAAGAUUUUGAUGUUUAUUCACAACCAGAAGUCGUGCAGCCGGAUGAAUAUCGUGGAUUGUGAGUAUUGUAAUAUCACGGAGAAAAUGACUGCGGAGAUGGCCAAAAUGGAAACAAACGAGAAGAAGGAAGAAGGUGAAGGGAGUGUAUCGAAGAAGAAACAUAAGAAGAAUAAGAAAUGA
Caenorhabditis remanei is the source of this 1641-nucleotide messenger RNA. RefSeq lists its product as uncharacterized. Bases 1 to 1641 code for a protein of 546 amino acids. Lineage: Eukaryota; Metazoa; Nematoda; Chromadorea; Rhabditida; Rhabditidae. Gene Ontology annotation, cellular component: membrane raft. The record is from RefSeq and is a predicted model, not a curated record. The transcript is spliced from 2 exons. Gene Ontology annotation, biological process: innate immune response.